AAAAAUUGAUACGGCGUUUGGAGAAAAUAUCAAACAUUGGACUGGCAAAUGUUUAUUCAGCAUGCGAACUGAACUAUUGCUAUCCCUUCUUUUCACCGUCAACACUCAAGGAAAAGAUCUGGUAGAAGACGCAAUAGCCGCAGGAUUCAGCAUGCAGAGCCAUAGAGUAACCACGGAAGAUGGCUACAUUCUAACUAUGCACCGUAUACCCGAGGGCACGUCUGAAGUGGCACAAAAGCCGUCUAUUCUACUCAUGCACGGGAUCAUGGGAACUUCGGCAGACUUUAUCAAUCAAGGUCCGAACAGUAAUCUAGGGUUCAUUUUAUCCAACGCAGGCUUCGACGUUUGGCUGGGCAAUGCUCGAGGCAAUCCCUAUUCACGAGCUCACGAGACCCUCGACCCUGAUAAGGACAGCAUCGAAUUCUUCAAUUUUAGCUGGGAGGAGAUCGCCAUUUUCGACAUCCGCGCCAUGGUUGAUUACAUCCUUUCUACUACUGGCGAAUCACAGACACGCUUCAUAGGAGACACUCAAGGCGGGACUGCCUUCUUAAUUCUAAACCUUUUGAAACCCGAGUACAAUGAGAAAUUCCAGAUGGCUCAACUUCUAGAUCCGGUUGGGUAUACGAAAUUCUUCCCAUCGGCGGAAUUGAAAGCAGUUGCAACUAUGAUUAAUCCUCUUUAUAAUUUGGCAAUAGGAUUGGGUAUAGGAGAGAUAUCUACACUGAAUUUGCAUAAAAAUUUUACCGAUACAGGGGUGACGCACCAGCUGGCAGUGCAGAGUAUUGUGUCGUACAUCGCAAGCUUGGGAGGCUUCACAUCCAUAGGAACUUCUCUCAAAAACCUUGCUCACUACGCUCAGAACAUAAGAGACGAAUCCUUCCGCCGUUGGGACUAUGGCCAGAACGUUAACUACCAAAUCUAUGGCACCCCCUCCCCUCCACCAUAUAACCUAACACAUGUCACCGUUUAUACUAUGUUGUACUAUAGGAAAAAUAAUAAAUUUAUAGACAAAAAGGAUAUCGAAGCUAUGGCUAGCGAUAUGCCGAAUGCAAGAGCUAUUGGGAUCAGUGGAACCGAAUUUACUCAUUCAAAUUUAGAAGAUAUUGCUAGGACAAAAGGACUUCGAUAACCAUA
Molecule: messenger RNA, 1134 nt
Organism: Cydia fagiglandana
Lineage: Eukaryota; Metazoa; Arthropoda; Insecta; Lepidoptera; Tortricidae
Product: lipase 1-like
Exons: 6
Coding region: 62-1129 (355 amino acids)
Biological process (GO): lipid metabolic process
Molecular function (GO): hydrolase activity, acting on ester bonds
Source: RefSeq, a predicted model, not a curated record